AUAAGAUACUGGAUACUAGGCCCCGGCAGAGAAGCUGAGGUCAUCAUUGAAUUUGAAAUAUUUAAAGUGGAUACAAAACUGUUUCAGCAAUGCAGACAAUUAAGUGUGUUGUUGUGGGCGAUGAUGCCGUUGGUAAAACCUGUCUCCUGAUAUCCUACACAACAAAUAAAUUUCCAUCGGAGUAUGUACUGACUGUUUUUGACAACUAUGCAGUCACAGUUAUGAUUGGUGGAGAGCCAUAUACUCUUGGACUUUUUGAUACUGCAGGGCAAGAGGAUUAUGACAGAUUACGACCGCUGAGUUAUCCACAAACAGAUGUAUUUCUAGUCUGUUUUUCAGUGGUCUCUCCAUCCUCAUUUGAAAAUGUGAAGGAGAAGUGGGUGCCUGAGAUAACUCACCACUGUCCAAAGACUCCUUUCUUGCUUGUUGGGACCCAAAUUGAUCUCCGAGAUGACCCCUCUACGAUUGAGAAACUUGCCAAGAACAAACAGAAGCCUAUCACUCCAGAGACUGCUGAAAAGCUGGCCCAUGACCUGAGGGCGGUCAAGUAUGUGGAGUGUUCUGCACUCACACAGCAAGGCCUAAAGAAUGUAUUUGACGAAGCAAUAUUGGCUGCCCUGGAGCCUCCAGAACCGAAGAAGACCCGCAGAUGUGUGCUGCUAUGAACAUCUCCAGAGCCCUUUCUGCACAGCUGGUGUCAGCAUCGUACUAAAAGCAAUGUUAAAUCAAACUAAAGAUUAAAAAUUAAAAUUCGUUUUUGCAAUAAUGACAAAUGCCCUGCACCUACCCACAUGCACUCAUGUGAGACAAGGCCCAUAGAUAUGGUCCCCUUCCCCCUCUCAGUACUAGUUAAUUUGAGUAAUUGUGUAUUGUCAGAAAAGCGGUUAGUACUAGUUUUUGUUCUGUCGUUUCAAAAAAAAAUUUUUUGUUUUGUUUUUGUUUUUGUUUAAAAGCAAGGCAUGCUUGUGAUGACUCUGUAACAGACUAAUUUGGACUGUUGAAGCUGUUCCCGGGGCUCCAUCCACUCUGGAGAAUAAUCUGGGACAUUUAGGGGUUUUGUUUUGGUUUUUGUUCUUUUUGUUUUUGUUUUUUUCUUUUUUGCAGGGGGGGGGAGUGUGUGUGGGGUUUGUUUUUAUUUAGUCAUGUUUUUUAAAUUCAGUAACCAUUGGACAGCCCUUAAGGGGAGGAGGAUGGACUGACUCCACAUUCCACUUCCUAGAUCUAAUUUAGAACACUUGUCCCCCACCUGGUGCUCUUAGGAAGGAGUAUAGUAAACGCCUCAUUUAAUAACAUACUCCUUUUUGAAAGUUGCCUUUCUCUCCACCCUUGAGUAGGUCUAGUACUUGAUGAAACUCAUGAAAGCGGGUGGAACCUGUCUUGCCCCUCUUUUCUAGGAGACACUCUAUAUGUGACUGUGACUUUCAAGGAAAUUUGUUUGUCAUUUGCUGAUUUUUUUUUUGAAGUUAAUUUCUAACUUCAUUCACUGAUAAAUGAAGAAAAGUACUGCACCUUUUGAAAUACACCAAAUGGAUUGAGUACGUAAUUAAAAAACGUUUUUUUCCCUGUCA
Molecule: messenger RNA, 1568 nt
Organism: Herpailurus yagouaroundi (jaguarundi)
Lineage: Eukaryota; Metazoa; Chordata; Mammalia; Carnivora; Felidae
Product: cell division control protein 42 homolog
Exons: 1
Coding region: 90-665 (191 amino acids)
Biological process (GO): small GTPase-mediated signal transduction
Molecular function (GO): GTP binding; GTPase activity
Source: RefSeq, a predicted model, not a curated record